This is a messenger RNA of Acyrthosiphon pisum (pea aphid), 1931 nucleotides long. RefSeq names its product 1-phosphatidylinositol 4,5-bisphosphate phosphodiesterase gamma-1. The transcript has 8 exons. The record is from RefSeq and is a predicted model, not a curated record. Lineage: Eukaryota; Metazoa; Arthropoda; Insecta; Hemiptera; Aphididae. Gene Ontology annotation, molecular function: protein binding; phosphatidylinositol-4,5-bisphosphate phospholipase C activity. Bases 1 to 1443 code for a protein of 480 amino acids. Gene Ontology annotation, biological process: phosphatidylinositol-mediated signaling; phosphatidylinositol metabolic process; release of sequestered calcium ion into cytosol. Gene Ontology annotation, cellular component: ruffle membrane.
AUGAACCUGUCCCACUUUCAGUUUAAUAGCUAUUUUGUUUGCGUGCUUAAGUUAAUUAACUCUUUAUUUUUUCAGGAUAUUGAUGAUUCUUCUAUUUCUAGUACGCCUGGUUACAUGGAUCCGAGUAGUUUCAUCAAGAAGGUUACUGUGAAAGCAACAUUUGAUUACGAGAGCCGACAAGAUGAUGAAUUGUCAUUUUGCAAGCAUGCUGUAAUUACAAAUGUAGUGAAACAGGACAGUGGUUGGUGGCGUGGUGAUUAUGGUGGAAAACGGCAACAUUGGUUUCCCAGUAAUCAUGUAGAAGAAUUACAAGAGGCACACAUCGAAAAAUCUGACAGCGGUUCAACAGAGUCUAUGUUUUUGGGAAAUUCACAAAAAGGGAGUUUAGACUUGACUGGCGCUUUAGUUGAGAUUGGCAAAUUAAAUCAACUGAAACUUGAGUGGAUGAUCAAAAUACAAACAUCUAAUGCAUGCACCCCAUUCGUUGUAGGUUCAGUAUCACGAGAACAAGCGGAAGAAUGGAGAAAUCUUAUUAUCGAAACUGCCCAUAAUGCCAGUGCAAGAGAAACAGAAAAUAAAAAAAUGGAAAGACAGUUGAAAAUUGCCAAAGAAAUAUCUGAUCUUAUUAUUUAUUGUCGAUCAGUGGCAUUUUGUCUAGAAACACAACGAGAACGUGGAUUUGUACACAAUGAAAUGUCUUCUUUUCCCGAAAAUAAAGCGGAAAAACUUAUGUGUCAUCAAGAAAGCGUAUUCUUCUUUCGUUAUCAUCAAAUUCAAUUUAGUAGAGUAUUUCCAAAAGGUCAACGCAUUGACUCCUCUAAUUAUUCGCCAAUAGCUAUAUGGAAUACAGGAUGUCAGAUGGCUGCUCUUAAUUACCAGUCACCAGAUAAAUCAAUGCAAUUAAAUCAAGCCAAAUUUCGUUUAAACGGUGGUUGUGGCUAUGUUUUAAAACCAGAUUAUAUGUUAGACGAAAGUGAUAAACUCUCAACAAAUUGGAUGGAAGAGACAUUAUCACUAACAGUUUGUAUUAUUGCUGGUCGACAUGUUGGUAGACCAGGUCGUAACGGAAUUUCUAAUCCAUUUGUUAUUGUUGAGGUGUAUGGAGCUGAAUACGAUUCAGGAUUAAAAUUAAAUACACGCACAAUACCUGAUAAUGGAUUUAAUCCAGUUUGGAAUGAAACUUCUGAAUUUGAAAUUGCAAAUCCCGCAGUUGCAUUUAUUAGAUUUGUUGUGAAUGAUGAAGAUAUGUUUGGUGAUUCCAAUUUCAUAGGACAAGGAACAUAUUCGAUAAUUUCAUUGAGGUCAGGUUAUAGAAGUGUUCCAUUAAAAAAUGGCUAUUCUGAAGAUAUUCCUUUAGCGUCUCUCUUAGUACAUAUCACAAUUAGAAGUAAUACUGUUAGCAAACCAAACAAUAACUUUUUUUUUAAAUCUAUUCAAAGUUAAUUAUUUUGAGCGUACGUUAAGUGAUUGUUGCUAACUGACUAUUAAUACAAUUUUUAAUUUAAAUGAAUAAUAAAAAUUAACUGCCUUUCAUUGUAUGUAUAAUAUUUUACAUACAUAUAAUUAGUGAAUGAGAUGCAAUUUUUCCAAUGUUUUAAAAACAAAAUGUUGUUUACUAUUAUAGUUAGAACUGUUAAUUAAAAAUAAUAUUUUAUUGUAAAUAAAUGUGUGAAUAAUAAAACAUAAGUACAUCUUAAAAUUUAUAUUUUCAAACAAAAUACAGAACUACGAUUUUGUGCAAAGAGAAUGCAACAACAAAAUAAUUUAAGGGGUUUUAUAUAGGCAAUUUUAUGAACAUUAUUGUAAAAAAGUUUUAAUCAAAAAAUAGUUUAUUAUAUUUUUAUAGACAUUUCGGUGAAAAAUUAGUAUCACCUGUUUUUAUGUUAUCUAAUAUAAUAUAUAUAUUAUAUUGGUUGUAGUAAAUUGUUGUA